ACCAAAAGUUUCGAUGUCUACCGACGUGAUCGGAGGCGUUAUUUCGUCAUUAUUUUUGGAAAAUGUGACUGGCUUCAAACGCGCAAUUGAGUUUAUGUUAUUCUUUUAGACUUUCGUAUUCUGCAUAUUGAUUUUUGUUACUCACCGCAUAAGCGGCAUUUUCGAUUGUGGCCGUCGAUUCUGAUUUGGGGCCAUUUUCGCGAAGAGGAAGAAGACAUAAAUGCGGUUAUUACAUUUGAAGCAUGUAUAAUUUAAAAAUAACAAGUUAUCUAGUUAACCAAUUUUGCAUUGUGUCGCACUGUAACGCCGCUAGUAUCGUUCAUAAUUUUUUACAGUACAAAAUAGAGACUAGCGAUUGCUAGAAUGAACGGAGCUUUAAAUGGACUUCUGCGAUUAUAUCCAAUAGUACGCCAUUGGACAGUCCUAUCGAAUUAUGUAGUACCUUUACAAACGAUACAAAAAGUAUCACGAAUUUGUAAUACCAGUUUGACAAAUCAUAUACAGCUGGAGGAUUGUACAUCAUCAGCAGAAAAAAAUUAUGUAUUCAAUGAUAUCAAGUCAUAUAAAUAUAUGGAAAUAUUGGAGAAAAUAACAAAAAAUAAUAUAAAUAUGACUCUAGAAGAUGCUAUUAACACGAUGUGUAUAUUAUCUAAAGCUUUUAAACACGUGGAUGAUAGAGAUUUGCAAAAUAUUAACCAGCAUAUAGGUUUUAUGCACCUGUGCGAAGUAUUAAAUAGAAAUAUUAGACUUAUGAAAACCAACGAAAUUAUUAUUAGUCUGAAAGUAUUGACAUAUUUUAAGAUUCCAGUCAACUCAGUUUUAAUUCAGUCAUUAUUGCAAAUGAUUCGUGCAAAUAUAAAUGAACUAUCACUUAAAAAUAUAAUUAUUAUAUCAUUUAUAUUCAAGAAAAUGGAUAGUACACCAUUGAGGGAUGCUUUAUUGAUAGCACUGCCUGUUGUUUUUGAGACGCAGUUACCUACAAAAUUAGAUCCAGAUAAUAUUAUUAUGUUGAAACGAUCUUUAAGAUUUAUAAAUGAAAAUAGUAUUAAUAAUCCAAAAAUACAAAAUAUAAUACUGAAGUCAUUACAAAAAUUUGAAAAGGAUCUGGAUGCACAAACAGCUUGGUCUAUACUUUGUAGCUUAUGUGUUACCUCUUAUCUAUCUCCGAUGCAUUUUGAAUUACUAUUUAACAUUCAGAAGAUUUUAAUAAGUAAUGCAAAACAAUUAAAUAUGGGAGAGAUAUUAACGGGACUUCAUAAAUUAGUGUUGGCCAUUGCAAGGAACAAAGAAUAUGGAUGCAAGUUUUACAAUGAAGCACUGAUGGAUGCUUUUGUCAAUUCAGCAUUAUCUACAGAAGAACUUUCUUUUAACAAUUGUAUCCGUCUGCUGAAACAUUUGAAUGAUCUAAAUUAUGUUCAUAUACCCUUUUUAGAAUAUUUAGCAGCAAAAUGUUUCGAAAAACCAAAAUUACUAGAAAACUCAUCAUAUUUUAGAAUAUCUAUUUUCUUAGAAGGAUUAAUUAAUGCUGAUUACAAACCAGUAUUUUGGGAUAUUAUACGAAAUGCGAUAUUGGCGAAUGAAGAGAUAUUGGAGAACAAAAUGUUUAACACAUCUAUGAUUCAAUUUGUUCUACAUUUGAUUGCAUUAGAUUGUUACAGCCCAAGUUUAAUCAGCAAAGUCUUUUCUCAGAUAUGUAACAAGAUUAUAAAAACUGAUCCAAUGAACAAUAUAUAUAUGAGAGAGUUAUUACUUUUGUAUCAGAGUGUUAAGACGCUGUAUCCUAUGUAUAAUGGACCAUGGCCAUCGCAAGAUUUACUUGAAGAUGCUGUAAACAUACACAGAACAUUGCUUAGUUCCAUACGUCCUACAUUUUCCUUAAAACCGGCAUUAGAAUUAGCGUUAGGUGGCCCUCAGUAUGUUCAUAAUAGCUUGAGGACAAAACUUGGACAUUACAUUGAUCACGUUAUUGUAAUGAGAAAAGGAGGAUAUCCUAUUGCAAUUAAUACAUCUAAUGUACUGGCGUACAAUACAACUAACGUGUACGUUGAAGAUAUACAAACUCCAAGCCAAAGUCAGAUGAUACUUAUUUUCAAUUUACCUGAAGCUGCAUAUGCUGUGAAUUCUCAAAGAAUAAAAAGUACAUGGUCAUUAAAAAUAAAAUCCGUUGAAGCAUUAAUAAAAACAAAUGUAAUUGCGAUAAAUUCUAGUUCUUGGAUGAAAUUACCAGAAUACGAAAAAGUUCCAUAUCUGAUGCGAGCUAUAAGAUUAAAAUGUGAAGAUGAUUCAUCCUUAACGAAAUAAAAUAUAUUUUAUAAUCGACAAGAAAAUGUGUAGGAUUGUCGGAUAUAUUCUGAAUGAUAUUUUUUGAAUGUAACUAAUAUAUGUAUAUACAGAGUGUUUUUUUAAAACGCUC
Trachymyrmex septentrionalis is the source of this 2413-nucleotide messenger RNA. Its product is annotated as FAST kinase domain-containing protein 2, mitochondrial-like. The transcript is spliced from 6 exons. The coding region runs from base 364 to 2301 and encodes 645 amino acids. The record is from RefSeq and is a predicted model, not a curated record. NCBI's taxonomy places the organism in Eukaryota, Metazoa, Arthropoda, Insecta, Hymenoptera, Formicidae.